UUGUAAGUAGUGGGGGAGGGAAUACAAAACAUUAAAACAUACAUUCCGAUAAUUAUCAUAAAGAGAAUGAGCAGCUGGCUUUCACGAGUAGCCAGAGCUCAAGUUAAAACCCAGUUUUAAAUUAUCUGACAUUGAAUAGUUAUAAUCAUUUAAUAAAUUGACUUGUAAUAACUGUCAUUGUCAAGUUAUGAUAUUUAAUAUAUUAUUAAGUUAUUACCAAAGUACAUAUUGUAUUAAAUAUCAAGACUAUUUUUAUCACUUAUCAGUUCAUUAUCGUAGUAUUUUUUGGAAACUAAAAACUGCUAUUUCGGAGUGAUAGUUUAUUGAUAUUUAAUAGUUAAGUGCAACUUUAUUAUUAUUUUUUUUUAAAAUAAACAAUGGGAAUCAACGAUUUGAUAUACUGGUACCAAAAAAAAAUAGGAACUUAUGACAAACAACAAUGGGAAAAAACAGUUGAACAAAGAAUAUUUAGCGGAUUAAAUAAUGUUCCAAUGAGGACGGCUAAAUUAAAAACUGAGUUUAUUGACGUUGAUUUAGUACGAGGUUCAUCAUUUCCAAAAGCUAAACCCAAACAUGGUUUGAUAACCGUUACUUGGUUGGCUGCUAAAAGAUUAAUUUUACUGCCAUUGUUCCAGAGUUGGUGGAUUCAACAAACCAGUUCAAGAAUAUUUUUAUUAUUUAUUUUACUCUAUAGUUUACAAAUUUUCAAUAUUUUUAUUUUUAUCACUGGCGCCAACUUCAAUGAAUCUGAUAUUGUUUCGUUGGCUGAAAUUUUGAUGCCAGUGGCGAUGAUGUUCGUUCUCUGUACAGUACACAGUCAGAUCGUGUCAACAAAUUCUGGUCCAACUGUUUCUACGAGUAUAAACCGGUCACGUGUACGGAGAUCUAGGCAUGAAAGAACGCGACCUGGUAAAUUGAGAUCACGGAACAAUCAGCGCAAUAAUCGAAUGACAAGUGAUUUAAAUAAGACAUCGCAAGAGACUGUUUGCUGUGAUAGUGUUAAAAAUUAUUCCAGCGUCUCGCAGUCUGUGAGAUUUGCUAAAAAAGUUUGUAUUGAUACUUCAACGAUAGGAAGACGAGUUGAAAGUAAAAAUCCAAGUCCACCCAAAGAACUUAAAAUUUCUGCAUCUUCACCGAUUCGGGAUCCAGUUGUGAAUAGAUUAAGAUUAGCUGUUAAUGUUGGAGUGAAUGUGGAAAAUGUUGAUGUCGUGCAUCAGGAUGAUGACGGGUUUGAAAGUCUUAAUGGUAACGUGUCUAGUGACAAUGAUCGGGCUAGUUUACGGCCUCAAGUUCCUAAAGAUGAGGAAAUAAAACCGGAAAUAAUUACUUCCUCUAGUAGCGAUGAAAAAUGUGUAAAUAAUUCGAGUGAAAGCUCACGUAUUUUAAAUACUGAUGUUCCGAAGACCAAUGAUAUUAAUUUACCGGAACCAUGUGAUUCGAGUAAAGAUAUUAACUCAUCAAAGCCGUUGGAGAGUGUGAGGCAAUUUGAGAGUGAGGAGGAAGGUGAGUGCGAAGAAACUGGGACAAAUCAAUUGACUGAAGCAACAACAUCUGCCACUGAAUGGAUGGGAGUUACAACUAAUAGUGAUGAAUGUAGUUACAGUUCGGAUCUAGAUGAGUCUCAGCCACACAGCGACAGUAAUUUCAGUUACGGUGAAUUUAUCGAGCAUCCUUUUUCAUGGGAAUUAGAAUUACCGCCUUCUAUUUCAUUGAGCUCAAGUUGUAUGACGUCUGAUCGUGUUACUUGCACACUUUGGACAAGACGAGAAAUAAAAAAAGCAGAGUUAUCAGUACUUGAUAUAAGCUCAGCAAUAAUAGCACGGGCUGAAUCAAUGCCCGAGAGCUUGGAUUAUUUUUACAGUGGGUUAGUAUUCUCAAUAAUAUUGGCUGUGAUACCGGCAGUAAGAAGACUCAGUGAUCAUUAUGGAUCCGAUACUGGAAAUUCCACAAAUUCAAUAGUCGAUGAUUUAACUCUUAUUGAUUUAGAUAUUUAUAUUGAUUUUUUAAAAGAAGCAAUUGACGUUUCAUUCGGCAGUACUCUGUGGGAGAGAACAAUUGUCCUGAUUUUAUCAUUCGAAAGAUUAAUACUCUCAUGCAUUCUAUUUUUUCUUCUUGCUGUCGCUGAAAAGACUUUCAAACAGAGAUUAUUAUACGCAAAAUUAUUUUCACAUUUAACAUCAUCUAGACGUGCAAGAAAAUCCGACUUACCGCACUUUAGAUUAAAUAAAGUUAGAAAUAUUAAAACUUGGUUAAGUGUCAGGUCUUAUUUAAAGAGACGAGGACCACAAAGAUCCGUUGAUGUGAUUGUCUCGGCUGUGUUUAUUGUUACUUUACUUUUAUUAUCAUUCGUCAGUUUAGAAUUAAUUAAAGAUUUAGAAAGUUUACAUUCAAGAUAUAAUAUUGAAGCGCUUCUUUGGAGUUUUACACUCGGAAUAUAUAUUUUGCGAUUUAUGACUCUCGGUACUAAAAUAAAUAAAAAGUAUCGGAAUCUCUCUAUUUUAAUUACUGAACAAAUUAAUCUUUACUUACAAAUAGAGCGAAAACCUCACAAAAAAGAUGAAUUGACAGUAGCUAACAGUGUUCUUAAAUUAGCCGCUGAUUUGAUAAAAGAACUGGAGAGUCCAUUUAAAAUAUCCGGUCUCUCAGCUAAUCCCUACUUGUACACAAUAACAAAAGUCGUACUACUAUCAGCAUUAUCAGGAGUACUAUCAGAAUUAUUGGGAUUUAAAUUAAAGCUUCAUAAAAUAUCAAUAAAGUGAUUAUUUAUUAGUAAAUUAAAUUAAAACGCAAAUUAAUUACACUAGAGAUUUAAAAACACUCGACUAAAAGUCCUACUUUGAAUUAAAAAACAUUAUUUAGUGAACGAAUAUAUAUAUAUAUAUUUAUAGAUAUAUAUGUACGUAUGUAUAGAUGUAUAUCUAUAUUUUUGGCAAUAAUUAUAGAAGAUAAAAUAUAUUUAUAGUAAUGUCACUAGGACAUUUAAAUUAAUUGUGCAAUUGAUAUUAUAUAUAAAUAAUUAUAAAGUUAAGCAGUUCACUUUGGAAUGUGAUAAACGCUUUAAGAGCUAAAACAAAACUUGAUAAAGAUCUCCAUGUCAUUAUUAUUAAGAUUAAAAUGAAAGAAAAUUAUAUUUUUUUUCGCGUACCUGGAUCGCGUAUUGUUUUAAAUCAAUAUGUAA
This is a messenger RNA of Microplitis demolitor, 3178 nucleotides long. RefSeq names its product protein phtf (gene phtf). NCBI's taxonomy places the organism in Eukaryota, Metazoa, Arthropoda, Insecta, Hymenoptera, Braconidae. The record is from RefSeq and is a predicted model, not a curated record. Gene Ontology annotation, cellular component: endoplasmic reticulum. The transcript has 13 exons. Bases 378 to 2759 code for a protein of 793 amino acids.